GACAGAGAGAGGAGGACAGAGAGAGGAGGACAGAGAGAGGAGGACAGAGAGGAGGACAGAGAGGAGGACAGAGAGGAGGACAGAGAGAGGAGGACAGAGAGAGGAGGACAGAGA
Molecule: messenger RNA, 114 nt
Organism: Cyprinodon tularosa
Lineage: Eukaryota; Metazoa; Chordata; Actinopteri; Cyprinodontiformes; Cyprinodontidae
Product: negative elongation factor E-like
Exons: 2
Source: RefSeq, a predicted model, not a curated record